UGCCAAACGCCUCUCACACCAUGAAGUCGGUUCUCUCGCUCGCUGCGCUCUGCCUCCUCGUGCCGUCGGCGUCCGGCUACGGCAAGUUUGUUGCCCUCCUCCCUAACGGCAACAAGGUCGCUGGCACGGCCGCGGUCGGCCACGUCGACCCCAGUGGCGGCGGCGCGCGCAACGCCUUUGGCAAGGACUUUGCCGCUAAUGGCCUAGCGUGGAACACGGCGCUGUGCAAGCUCGACUCGGAUGGCGACGGCGCGACCAACGGUGAAGAGCUCGGCGAUCCGUGCUGCACGUGGACGGCCGGCGCGGCCCUCACGUCGACGGCUGCCCCGACGUCGCCGGGCACGAAGGACACGUUCACGACGGCGCAGCUGGCGGCACUCAAGUGCGCUUCGGCGCCCGGUGGCAACUCGACGGCCAAGCCUGGCAACUCGACGACGACAAUUGUGACGACCAAGCCGUCGUCGACGACCGCGUCGUCCACGGCCACGACGGCUCCGUCGGCGACGACGACCAAACCCGCGGCCAGCAGCGCAGCGAUCACGUCCGUGUCGUUGACGCUCGCGGUUGCCGCGGUGUGGACCGCUGCCCAGUAAAGAGGGCCGAGAGCACGCUGUAAAUUGAAUGUAAUUUGUUUCUUUUCAUCGUGCUU
Molecule: messenger RNA, 649 nt
Organism: Saprolegnia diclina VS20
Lineage: Eukaryota; Oomycota; Saprolegniomycetes; Saprolegniales; Saprolegniaceae
Exons: 1
Coding region: 21-593 (190 amino acids)
Source: RefSeq, a predicted model, not a curated record